GGUUUCUUUUCCCUGCGAACGCGGGCCGCCGUGCCAGCGCCGCUCGGCGGGAGCUGCGCGUUGGUGGGCCUGGCGCCGAGGGAACCCGCGCGGCGUCCCUUGGUCCGGAGUCGCCCGCCGGGAUCGCGGUCGCUCUCGGCUUCGGACGCGACGCUCCCCCGCCCGGUCCGGAGUGGAGCGCGCCUGCAGAGGCCCCAGUGCCCGGAUGUCUAUCAGGAUUAGCGCGAGCCAAUACGCUCGGAGCCGGAGGCUGCGCUGAGGACGCCCGGGCUCGAGGAGCAGGUAGUCCCGUCACCUCGGGGAGUCGCGCUGGGGAAUCGUCCCCGCCCGGCCCCGGCAAAUGGUGAGCGCGGCGCCGGCAGGAGGGCCGCGGCUUGGAGGCGCUGAUGGACGGCAGACCUUGAGCUCUACAGACUGAAUUAUGGCAGCCCAGUCAAGCAGCUUGUACAAUGAAGACAGAAACCUGCUUCGAAUUAGAGAGAAGGAAAGACGCAACCAGGAAGCUCACCAAGAUAAAGAGGCAUUUUCUGAGAAGAUCCCCCUUUUUGGAGAGCCAUACAAGACAGAGAAAGGUGAUGAGCUAUCCAGUCGGAUACAGAACAUGCUGGGAAACUAUGAAGAGAUGAAGGAGUUCCUCAGUAGCAAGUCCCACCCCCAGCGCUUGGAUGCUUCCGAAAAUAGGCUGGGGAAGCCGAGAUACCCUUUAUUUCCUGAGAAGGGGAGCAGCAUUCCACCCCACUCCUUGCACACCAGUGUCCACCACCAGCCCGUUAACACUCCUGCCUGUGGACCACUUCCUGCUGGUAACAUCGGCCACCACCCAAAGAUGGCGCAGCCAAGAAUGGAACCAAUGCCAAGUCUCCAUGUCAAAAGCUACGGCCCACUGGACAGCCAGCACCUGACCCAGGAGCGCCUCGGUCAGGAGGGGUACGGCUCUAGUCAUCACAAAAAGGGUGACCGCAGGGCUGAGGGAGACCACUGUGCCCUGACGACAGACUCCGCUCCGGAGAGGGAACUUUCGCCUCUCUUCUCUUUGCCUUCCCCGGUGCCCCCUUUGUCUCCUGUACAUUCCAACCAGCAGACUGCUCCCAGGACGCAGGGAAGCGGCAAAGUUCCCAGCAGUAGCAGUAAAGGCUACUGCCUGGCCAAGUCUCCCAAGGACCUCGCGGUAAAGGUGCAUGAUAAGGAGACCCCUCAGGAUGGCACAGUGGCAGUGGCCAGCCUCGGGGCAGCCCCUCAGCCACCUUCUCAGACUUUCCCCCCGCCCUCCCUCCCCUCAAAAAGCCUUGCAAUGCAGCAAAAGCCCACGGCUUAUGUCCGGCCCAUGGACGGUCAAGACCAGGCUCCUAGCGAGUCUCCUGAACUGAAACCUCUGCCGGAGGAGUACCGGCAGCAGACCUUUGAGAAAUCAGACUUAAAAGUGCCUGCCAAAGCCAAGCUCACAAAGCUGAAAAUGCCUUCUCAGUCAGUCGAGCAGACCUACUCCAAUGAAGUCCAUUGUGUUGAAGAGAUUCUGAAGGAAAUGACCCACUCAUGGCCUCCUCCUUUGACAGCAAUACACACGCCUAGUACAGCUGAGCCCUCCAAAUUUCCUUUUCCCACAAAGGAUUCUCAGCAUAUCAGUUCUGCAGUCUCAAACCAAAAACAAUAUGAUACAUCUUCAAAAGCUCACAGUAAUUCUCAGCAGGGAACAUCCAUGCUCAAAGAUGACCUUCAGCUCAGUGACAGUGAGGACAGUGACAGCGAUCAAACCUCAGAGAAGCCUCCUUUCGCACCUGCACCUCCAAGCGCUCCGCCGUCGCUGCCAGCAGCCGCGGCCUCAGCACAUUCCAGCAGCGCCGAGUCGGAGAGCACCAGCGACUCCGACAGCUCCUCGGACUCGGAGAGCGAGAGCAGCUCCAGUGACAGCGAGGAGAACGAGCCCCGAGAAGCCCCGGCUCCCGAGCCCGAGCCUCCGACAACCAACAAAUGGCAGCUGGACAACUGGCUGACCAAAGUCAGCCAGCCCGCGGUGCCGACCGAGGCCCCGGGUAGCACGGAGCCCCCGGCCCGACACCCGGACACUAAGGGCAAGGGCGGCGACAGCGCCACCACGGGCCACGAGCGCCCAGAGUCCAAAGAGCCUCCCCCAAAAGGCUCCAGCAAAGCCCCCCGGGUCCCUUCCGAAGGCCCCCACGCGGGCAAGAGGAGCUGUCAGAAGUCCCCUGCCCAGCAGGAGCCCCCCCAGAGGCAAACCGUGGGAAGUAAACAGCCCAAAAAACCCAUCAAGGCUUCCGCCCCCGACCACGCGGAUGCGCCUGCGGAAGUGCGCGUCUGCCUGCAGGUGGAGAGCGAGCCCGGACUUCCUCCCCCGGCCUCCAAGGCCCAGCCCUCCAAAGACAAGCCCAAGGUGAAGACGAAAGGGCGGCCCCGCGCCGCAGACAGCCGGGAGCCCAAGCCGGCGGUGCCCGCCCCCAGCGACCGGAAGAAGCACCGCAGCGGCCCCCCGAAGGCGCCCCCGAAAGACGCGGCGCCAGAGGACCCGAGUCCCGAGCACUUUGCGCUCGUUCCCUUGACCCAGAGCCAGGGCCCUGGCCGCGGUGGCGGCGGUGGCGCUGGCGUCAGGACUAGUGGCUGCAGGCUGGCCGUGGUGGUCCAGGAGGACCGCCGCAAGGACAAACCCCCGGUGCCUUCGAGAGACACCAAGCUGCUCUCCCCGCUCAGGGACGCUCCGCUGCCCCAAAGCUUGGUGGUGAAGAUCACUCUCGACCUCCUGUCUCGGAUACCCCAGCCCCCAGGGAAGGGCAGCCGCCCGAAGAAACCGGAAGACAAACAGCCACCAGCAGGGAAGAAGCCAGAUCCUGAGAAGAGAAGCUCAGAAAACGCCAGCAAGUUGGCCAAAAAGAGAAAGGGUGAAGCAGAAAAAGACCACGAUAGCAAGAAAGUCAGGCUGGAGAAGGAAGCCAAGUCACAGCCGUCAUCUUCCUCUUCCCACAAGGAACCUUCCAAAUCAAAAAUGUCCAGGCCCUCCUCUGAGCCCUCAAAGAAGGAAAUGCUUCCCCCUUCACUUGUGUCGUCCUCGUCCUCGUCCUCCCAGAAGCCAGCCAAACCUGCACAGAAGAGGCCGAGGCAGGAAGACCCCGGCGGCCAGGACCCCCCCAAAAGUGCCAGUAGCACCAAGGGCAGCCACAGAGACCCUUCCGCCUCCAAACACAGAAAAGCAGAGGGGAAGGUCUCGGGAAGCUCCACAGAACACAAAGGAUCUUCUGGAGAUACUGCAAACCGUUUUCCAGUGCCUUCUUUGCCAAAUGGUAACCCCAAACCAGGGAAGCCUCAUGUGAAAUUUGACAAACAACAAGCCGAUUUUCACCUGAAGGAAGCCAAAAGGUUGAAGGACAAAGCAGAAUUAGUGACGGACAAGGUCGGGAAGGCUUUUAAAUACCUGGAGGCUGCCUUGUCCUUCAUUGAGUGCGGCAUCGCCAUGGAGUCAGAGAGCCCCGGGUCCAAGUCGGCAUACUCCAUCUACUCGGAAACCGUGGACCUCAUUAAGUUCAUAUUGUCAUUAAAAUCCUUCUCGGAUGCCACAACACCAACACAGGAGAAGAUAUUUGCUGUCCUAUGCAUGCGUUGCCAGUCCAUUUUGAACAUGGCAAUGUUUCGUUGUAAAAAAGAUAUGGCAAUAAAGUAUUCCCGCACUCUUAACGAACACUUCUUCAAGACUUCUUCCAAGGUUGCCCAGGCACCUUCUCCAUGCAUUGCAAGAGGCACAGGCACACCGUCCCCCCUCUCUCCGAUCCCUUCUCCGGCCAGCUCCAUAGGGUCCCAGUCAAGCGCCGGCAGCGUGGGGAGCGGGGCACUGCCCCCCACCAUCAGCACCCCAGUCGCCAUCCAGAACAUGACAUCCUCCUACGUCAGCAUCACUUCCCACGUCCUCACCGCCUUUGACCUGUGGGAACAGGCUGAGGUCCUAACCAGGAAGAACAAAGAAUUCUUUGCUCAGCUCAGCACAAGUGUGUGCGCUUUGGCCCUCAACAGCAGUUUGAUGGAUCUGGUGCACUAUACAAGACAGGGUUUCCAGCGGCUAAAACAAGUAACCAAAACACCUUAACGGAGGCCCAGGUGGAUUCGAUGCCUUGGGAACUAUUUUGCACAUUGGAAGCCUCAAAACAGUCCAGACGUUUGUCUCUUUAGAAUACCAAACUCAAGAAGAGAAGCACCAUGAGGUGGCCAGGACGUUUGUUCACUGAAGCUUGAGAACUGCGGGAUCGCUGGUGGGACAGGAUGGUUUUGCAGAAGCAGAGAGGAAGGAGGCUGGCCUCAGAGAUGAUCUUGCCUUUCCUAACUAAAGGAUGGAAGUGCAAUGUAGCCUGAGUGGGCGUAUUCUUGGUCUAGAAACAUUUCCAUAUUUUUUUAACCAGCAGAAUGCGAAUGAAAUGAGGAGAAGCAAUUUCAACUCUGAAAUCAAAUUCACAUCAUCUCAGUAGCCACAUUAGUUCAUUCCCAGAAGGAAAUUUUUUUUUUUUAAACCAGUGAGUUGUGGUGUAGGGUUUUGUGGGUAAUUUGUUUUUUUAAGUUGUUGGGGGAGUAUUUGUUUAAUAAAUUCUAAUGGUCAUCUAUAAAACAUGAGUUGUGGAGGACUCCGCCAUACCCCACUUCCUGCCAAUGAACAAUGGCUCUGAUAAUACCAGGUAUUGUCCUAACAUAUAAAGUUGAAAGCACCCCCCGCUGCCUGGACACUGCACGUGCAGCCCAGCUCCGAGUUCCCCGUCCGGUGCUGGGAGGCGGCCCUGACGGAGCAACAGGAUCUGCAUCUCCGCCCGCAUCUCCACCGCCAGCACCGCCCGCAUCUCCACGUGCCACGUGCUGCGGAGGGCCUGGUGCCGCCGUCCCGUCCCCUGCUCCGGCGAGAGGCAGUCACAUUGACUGUAUUCUGCAUUUUCUGCUUUGGGGAAGAGGGGAACCAACGCUUACCCGUGACCAGAGGGUUGAAACGCUUCUUAAUUUUUGUGAAGUAGAGCUGGAUUUUGAGGUGCUGCUCUGUGGCCUAGUUGUGCGGAAACUUACGUUGUCUAACCGACUCAGAGUUUUGUCAGCGAACAAAGAAAAAGGAAAUCUACUUCUUAGAGAGGCUAUAUUUUUCUGCUACGAAUUACUUUAUAUUUAUAGCAAAACUAGACUUUGAGAGCCCUUGAUUGUCUUUGUCUAGGGGAAAUUAACUCCCUGAGAGGCUGUGGAGAUUUGGGGUAGUUAAUUGGACUUAAAAAUAAUAAUAAAGUCACCGCAUGCCUUCACUCCAGAGUGCACACUGUCAACUGGAUUUGAUUAGACUGAAGAGGAUCUGUGGCCUUCCUGUAAGUUGUUUUUGCCAGAUUCUAUACAUUAAGCCAAGUUUAUUUUGAAUGACCUAAAAGUGGGGAAGAAAAAAGAACAAAAAUAUGAAACCCCAGAAUUCCCACAUAUCCAUAAGCACAGAUUUUUUUCAUUGAAACUUUGAGGGUUAUUAUUGGAAGCAUUAUUACGAAUGUAGUAUUUUUAGAAGCUAAUUCUUUUUAUCCCUUUUAGAAGUAGAAUUUGCACAUGUAUCACAAUUGAGGAGUGUUACUGCUGCAGUUGGUUUAUUUUUCUUCCUUCGUCCCAUUCCACUUCCCUGCGUGUUGUUUCCUCCCAAGCGUGUUGGACAUUGUCAUAUUUAUUUAUUAGUGAAGAAAGGCGUGCCAUCUUUAUUUAUAAUGAAGAGGUCUAAAGUCCAUACGAUGAAUGUAAGAACUUUCUUGGUAACUAUGUAAAAGGGAUGUAGAGAGGACGGGAGUGAUGCUUAUUUUUCGCAAUAUAAAUUGUUUGUGUGAAGCUGUUCCUUCCAUGUCGUUUAUUAUCCAGCCUGUUCUUUGGUUAUCACCAGCUUAGGUUAGAGCAAGAGAAUUACAAUAGCAGUAAUAACUGAUGUGCGAUCUUGACGGACCGAUGUCAUCUAUUGCUGCUCUAAGGCAGAGCCACGAUCCUUUCUAAACUCCUCGUUUAAAAAGCAGCCUGUUACAUGAACAGUAAUUGCCUGGAAGGUCGUGUGCUUGCAGCACUGUGUCAGGCUCUUCUGUGUAGGAGACGAGACACCACAAUCAGGCUUCUGUGGUUACUAAACACCCUCUUUCCCCUCUUACUCCCGGCCCCUUCACCCCAUCACUCCCCAGGGCAAGCCGCCUGUCAGUAUGGAAGGGUGUGUUCUUAAGGACAGACUCUGAUCUAUGCAGACCAUGCCGAGUGUGUGUGUCUCGUCAGGAGCCGAGUGCCCCCGAACUGAAGACAUUUCCCAAGUCUUCCCAAGACAUUUCCCAAGUCAGUUUCCCAGCCAUUUCUAGAAGAGGCGAUUGCUUUUUCAGCAGCCUUAUGCUUUGUGUGUCUGUCUUUUCCACCCUGACCUUUAUAUGAAGAUUUUAUUUGUCCCUUGCAGAGAUCAGUUUGUACUAUUUUGAUCUUGGAGUAUUUCUGAUUCUUAAUUGCAACAUGCAUUGUACCCAAAAGAAUUCUUAAUGGCAACUUUUAAAAUAGAGGAUGUAAAAGGGUAGUGGCUGAUAAAUCCUUCAUGUUCAUAAUGUCUUUUCACUGUUACAGUUGUAUAUAGAAACCUAAAGGAUUUUUAAGUCAUAUGCACUUUUUCAUUGCAUGCUUAAUUUCCCAAAGGCAAAAUUUGUACUGCAGUAGAUAAUUGAAGGGACUAGAUUAUAAAAUUAAGCCUUUGAAUAUGUGAUGUUCUCAUAACAACCAUAAUAGUACACACUUCACAGUGAGGCAAAUGCAGAACAUCUUGCGUGAAAAAUGGAGUGUAAAAAUUUUGCCUUUGGCACUACAGUUUCGUGUUUGUAUGUGUGUGUAUGUAUGUGUGUCUGUCAAUCUUUACUAGGAAAUGGAGGAACACUGUUUUACUUAUAAAAUGUUGAAUGUUUCUGUCCUUCCUGGAGAUAAUUAAAAUGUGAAUCACUGAAUUUAAGGUUUUAGCCAGACUGAGGGCCCUGAUAAACAAUGAAAGACAUUUCACUGAAAUUUACCAAAUUACACUGGGUUAAGAAUGUGAAAUGUUGGCCAUGUGCCAUCUAUGGUAGAAGAUGGGAGGGUCCACCUGGCAUGUUAUCAGGAGUAGAACUAUAGCAGAAGGAUGCCUUAUCUGAUGCUAUGAUUUAACCUCAAUACUGAAUGGAAAAAGCAUCUUUUUUUUUUUUUUUUAACAAAAGGACCUUUAUUUUACAAUUUGUUUUGACCAAAAUGUUUAACUAUUUCCGCAAGACAAAUUGGGGAAAUUUAUCUUUAUCUUCCUCAUUUAUCUUCCUCAUUCUGUGUCCUUUAAUUCCCAAUCUUGGGAUGUUUAGAAGCUAACAAACUAUACCCCUUUCUGGCUAAAAACUUGCCUUAAUUGGUACCUCAAAUAUUAAUGUCAGUAGGAUCAAGAACUUAUUAUUUUAUGAUCCCUGUUCAAUAAUUUUUAGAAGCAAAAAAAGAAAAACCAUUGUGCCCUCCAAAAUGAACAGAACUCUUUAAUAUAUGCAAGGAAAUGUGUGUGUGGACAUGCAUACACAGAGAAUAAGAGGCUGACUGAAUUGAAUAUAUUUAUUGUGCCUUUGCUGACCGAACCAGAUUUUGGAAUAAUGCUGUAUUCAUUUUGCCAUGGCUUUAAGAGACAUCAGGUGGGACUUACACCUUUUUCUCUUCUGUUCUCAUAAAGUUGGAGGUGUUUUGUGCAUCUUUUAUGUAAACGAAUCAAAUCAGGCUCUGAUUCCUUACCCCCCACCACAGAGUCUCCUUUUUGCUCAAGGAUUUAUUUUCCCAGACACUACACAAAAUCUGUGAAAAACCUUGUCACUCCAUCUAUUACACUCUUUACUGCUGAUUAGCAGUAUUUAAAUGUUGCUGGAAUAUUUGGCUGCCUUUUAGAAACACAGGCAUAGAGAUAUGUUCAUUGUGGCGGGGGGCGGGGGCAUCAGGGAGAGAGCGGUACUUGGUCCCUUUUCUCUUUCUCUAGUGAGUUGCUUCUUUUGUUUUUGGUUCUACUUAGAGUUUGUGGACUUUUUUUUCCCCUAUAGUUUUCUUUUGUCAUUUUGUUGGUGGGAGGAGGUGGAGUGGCAGAGUGGUGUGGGGGAUUUUCCAACAAACGUGACAAGUGGUAUUUCUACCAUAUAAACUUCAACUAUUCAAUCCCCUUAUGUCAGUCACCAAAAAUCUGGGAAUGAAUUGUGACCACUGGCCAUGUUCAUUAGUUCUUAUUUAUGAGGAGUUGACAAGCACCGUCUACCACGUCUCUUAAGGUGGCUGUAAAUUUCCCGCUAUCCCAGGGAAAGACAUUACAUUCUGUUCCGUGGUGUGCUGGAUAGCAACAGGUACUGUAAUGGGUUGAGAAGUUGCCUGUAUUCCUCUCUGCCCAAGAGGACCGGCAGGAAACUUACAGCCCCCUGGGAGCCAAGAUCUUAUUACUCUAUCGGCCUGAAAGGACAAGGGCGUAAGACCACUGAGGCUGGCCACGCUGCGCUGCUCAGACAGGCAGUGGCUGACCUAAGCAAGAUAACUUGCUUUGCUCAAAAGUAGAUGUUGAAGCGAUGCUUAAUACAGGCAGUAUUACCUUUUGUUAAUUAACUUUUGUUGAAUGACAGAAGGCAGGAUCCGCCUUUUGUUCAGGCCAUCUACAUGUAUUGUUAAGACUGCACACCCCCUCCUCAGAUAUCAAGUGUACACUGUUCAUGUUGGUGUGUGUGUUUAUACACGUGUGUCCCAAAUCAUGUGUGUGUGUGUUUUCUUCUGAAUGUGAUCAUGUUUUGGAUGAUACCUGAGCAGGGUUGCCUUUUUUUUUUUAAUUUAUUACCAUUAUAUAUUAUAUUAUAUAUUUUUUGCUUUCUUGUAACCUUAGAGGAAAGUCAAAUCUUGGUAUUAUUAAAAUUGUUUAAAAAAGAAUAAAUCGUCCAGUUGAUCAAUGAAGAUCACUGGUCUGUCUCUAAAAUAAUAUGAACUUUUCUUUAAUUAUUGUGUAAUAAGGUGCCAGCUAUGUAGUCCAUACAGUGAUUUUGUACGUAGGAUAGGGAAGCAGUGACGUGCCCAGCGGGAAGUUGUGCAGCGCAGAGAAAAGGAGGACUCUGUGUUUUAUCUACUUCAGCAAUGGAACUGCGACCUGGGGCUUUUGUGAAUAAAAUUUAGCUGCCUUGUAUAGUCCUUUGAAAGAGACAUACGUGAUCUGUGAGAAUUAUAGUUUUUUUUUUUUUUUUUUAGAAGAAAAAUUUGCAAAAGAUCUUUCCAAAGAUAAUGUGCCACAGAUCUUUUGUUUAUUGUUCUCUGUAAUGAGGAUUCAUUGCUGUUUAAAAAAACAUGUAAUUGACUUGUUUGUCUUCAGAUUCUUUACUUUUCACUAGAGGAUCGAGCUGUAAAAAAAAAAAAAAAUUAAUAAAAAUUUAGAGAAAUCA
This is a messenger RNA of Cervus elaphus (red deer), 9413 nucleotides long. RefSeq names its product AF4/FMR2 family member 1 (gene AFF1). Gene Ontology annotation, cellular component: super elongation complex; nucleus. The transcript has 20 exons. The record is from RefSeq and is a predicted model, not a curated record. Lineage: Eukaryota; Metazoa; Chordata; Mammalia; Artiodactyla; Cervidae. The coding region runs from base 422 to 4087 and encodes 1221 amino acids. Gene Ontology annotation, biological process: regulation of gene expression.